AUGGCACCAAAGCUCAUCAGAAACUUUCGGUCCUUCAUCUGGGACUCCGAUACCCAUCUUAAGUCUCAUGAAGAGCGCAAGUUUCUUCGCAAAUUGGACUUCUCUAUCCUUACAAUAGGUUGCUUGGGGUUCUUCCUCAAGUACCUCGACCAAGGAAAUCUCGCAAAUGCCUAUGUAUCAGGAAUGCAGGAAGACCUGAAGAUGCUGGGCAACGAAUACACGUACGCCGUGACUUGCUACACCGUUGCCUAUGCUGUCAUGCAGAUCCCAUCCAAUAUCAUCAUCCAAUACAUACGCCCCUCAUACUGGCUAGCCGCCAUGGAGAUCUGCUGGGGAACAUUUACCUUCGCACAAGCAGGUGUACGAAACGUCAACAUGCUUUACGCGUUCCGCUUCUUGGUCGGCUUCUUUGAAAGCAGCUUCUUCCCAUCACUGCUAUUCGUGUUGGGGAGCUGGUACACGAAGACAGAGUUGGCGAAACGAAUCGCAAUCUUUCAUAUGACGGCACCAGUGGGGACUGCAUUUGGAGGCUAUUUGCAAGCUGCUGUGUACGAAAGUCUGGACGGGCAUCAUGGGCUUGCUGGGUGGAGAUGGCUGUACAUUGUUUGUGGCUGUAUGACGGUGCCUGUAGGCUUUAUGACGUGGUUCAUUCUACCCGAUACACCGUACACGACAAAAUCCUGGUUCCUCAGUGAAGAAGAGAAACAGCUAGCAAUUGAGCGCGUUCGCGAAGCAGGCAAAGCUGCACCAGCACCGCUGACAUUCGCCACGUUCAAGGUUAUCCUCACGCGCUGGCGUUGGUACGCAUUCGUUUUGGGCUAUGUUCUGUACGGCUCCUCCUGCGCUGCGGGCGACUACUUCGGCAUCUGGCUAAAGAGCGAAAACUUUUCGGUGGUGGAUCGUAACAUCAUACCGACGGGCUCCAAACUUAUAUCCGGCUUUUGCGUCGUGCUUUGGGGCUUCCUUUCGGAUUAUACGGGCAGUCGAUUUGCGCUGGUCCUAUGCCCGCUCAUGUAUGGGCUGAUUCCGAACGGUAUACUUGCGUUCUGGCCGACUAGUCAGGGAGUGAAGAUGUUCGCUUUCAUGACAACAGGAGUGCAGCUCAUGACGGCGAUCUUCUAUGCUUGGGCGAACGAAGUGUGCGCCGACAAUAACGAAGAGCGGGCGAUUGUCAUAAGCAGUAUGAAUGGCUUUCAGUAUGCUGUGGCUGCAUGGCUGCCGAUAGUGAUAUUUCCACAGACCAUGGCUCCGACCUUCAGAUACGGCUUUCCGGCAACUUGGGGGUUGGCUAUCGCGGCUCUGAUCGCGAUCGUAGGUAUACAGAUGCUACACACGAGAGAACAGCGAAAGAAGCAACACAACGAAUCGACUGUCGAGCAUGGAAGCUUUGAUGAUAGUGGCGAAGAGACUGGCGAAGUUGGAAGCAAAGCGGACGAUAGCAACAUUCGUGAGAGCAAGUCGAUCUAA
This is a messenger RNA of Didymosphaeria variabile, 1467 nucleotides long. RefSeq lists its product as uncharacterized. Lineage: Eukaryota; Fungi; Ascomycota; Dothideomycetes; Pleosporales; Didymosphaeriaceae. The record is from RefSeq and is a predicted model, not a curated record. Gene Ontology annotation, cellular component: membrane. Gene Ontology annotation, biological process: transmembrane transport. The coding region runs from base 1 to 1467 and encodes 488 amino acids. Gene Ontology annotation, molecular function: transmembrane transporter activity. The transcript has 3 exons.